Anopheles stephensi (Asian malaria mosquito) is the source of this 2109-nucleotide messenger RNA. RefSeq names its product carboxypeptidase B-like. Lineage: Eukaryota; Metazoa; Arthropoda; Insecta; Diptera; Culicidae. Gene Ontology annotation, molecular function: zinc ion binding; metallocarboxypeptidase activity. Gene Ontology annotation, biological process: proteolysis. The record is from RefSeq and is a predicted model, not a curated record. The transcript has 4 exons. Bases 714 to 2060 code for a protein of 448 amino acids.
UCUGGCAGCUCUAGGUCCCAGAUACUGCAAGUGCGUUUGCGUCGCGGUCGUCGUUCUUGUGUUGUGGGACCGAGCCGGAUGGCCUAGAUUCAGCCGGUUGCCAUCUUUCUGUGUGCGCGGGCCCGCGCGUGCAAAGAACGACACGACGCAGAACAAACCCGAAAGCCAACGGGACUCGCACCGCCUCCUCCUUCCAGCGCUCGCUCACGCGGGAUGGGAACCCCGGUAAAAGAAAGUAGUGAACCACCAUCACACACAAGCACGCACAUACCUACACAAGCACUCGAUCGAACACACGAUCGAACCAGAACCAGCAUGACUCGUCUUUUAAAUGCUUGCGCUUGGUGCUGUGCGUUGUUGCCUUUAUUUUUUUUUUUGUUAAAUGAUGUUUUCUUCCUCUACAAAACUCGCUCAUACUCAUCUCUCCCCCCCCCCCUCCCCCACCCUUACCCUGUCCUACCCAGACCCCUUUUCCAGAUGGGAGGGAUCGGACCUUAUAAGGCCAGUACGCGGUCACUGGUGGCAGACAGUUUGCGUCUUCAGUCUCUGGUGGUCGAAGCCUUCCCGGGGGUUAGACCGUCACAACCGUUAGCAGAGCAAGAAGCGACCUCUUCAUUUACAAUUAGUGUGUUAUAUUUUUUUAACGCAAAACCCGUCAGCGUGUGUGUGCUCCUGAAGAAGUUGUUUGUGGGUGAAGUUAUAUAGACAUUAAUAUGAACCCAACAUACUCCAACCGAAUAUCGGUUGGCCUUUUGAUUUUGGUCCUGCUGCAAUGCUACACCGCCGGACACACACUGCCGAAGGUUGGCAGCGUUAAGGAGCAAGCCGAUCAGCCAGCGACCCGGAUCGACGCUACCGCAACAUCUCAACCGGUCAAAUACGAUGGUGCCCAGCUGUGGCGCAUCGCUUACGACGAUCAACCGAAGAAGAAUGCCGUCGCUGAGCUGCAGGAUCGAUUCGAUGCCUCCAUGUGGAACUAUAAUGCCACCUCGGUGGAUAUCUUUGUCCGUGGACAGCAGAUCAUGAAGGCGGAAUGUUUCCUCCGGGCGGCCAACAUCCCGUACGAGGUGGUCAUCGAGGAUAUGCAGCGUGCAAUCGAUACCGAGAAUCCAUCGCUCGAGGAAACGGAGUUGUGGGAAAACCGGAACGGGCACCGCAUGACGUGGACGGCGUACCACCGCCUAGCGGACAUCUACGACUGGAUGGAUUAUGUCGCCCAAACCUACCCGGACCUUUGCAGCACCAAGUCGAUCGGCAAGAGUGUGCAGGGUCGCGAGCUGAAGGUGUUGCGCAUCUCCAACGGCAAUCCGUCCAACAAAGCGAUCUGGAUGGACGGUGGUAUACAUGCGCGGGAAUGGAUCAGCCCGGCCACCGUUACGUACAUCGCGAACGAGCUGGUCGAGGACUGGGACAAUCAGCCGGCCCAUCUGCGAAACGUCGACUGGUACAUACUGCCGGUGCACAAUCCGGACGGGUACGAACAUUCGCACCAGUACGAUCGGUUGUGGCGCAAAAACCGGGGCGGCCUACAGUAUGGGCCGUGUGCCGGCGUCGAUCUGAACCGUAACUACGGAUAUAAAUGGGGCGGCCAGGGUACGUCGAAGCAACCGUGUUCGGAAAUAUUUGCCGGUUCGGGCCCAUUCUCCGAGCCGGAAACGAAAGCGGUGAGCGAGUUUAUGCAGUCGUCGGCUGCCAAUUGGCAAGGGUUCCUAACGUUCCACAGCUACGGCCAGUACAUCCUGUACCCGUGGGGAUACGAUCGUGUUGUACCGCCGGAUCAUGCCGAUCUGAAGCGGGUCGGUGAUGCUGCCGCGGAGCAAAUACAGCAAGGAAGUGGUUCGCGAUACACGGUGGGACCGUCCGGUAGCACACUCUACCCGGCGGCAGGCGGUUCCGACGAUUGGGCACGCGGUGCACUCAACAUAAAGUACGCGUACACGGUCGAGCUGCGCGAUACCGGCCGGUACGGGUUCGUGCUGCCCGCGAACCAAAUCAAACCGACCGGCGACGAAGCCGUUCAGUUUGUCGACGUUAUUGCACAGGAAGUGGCCAAACUGUAACCGGGCGUGGCUGUGUGCCGUUCACACGCGCUACAAACCCGCACACACA